AUGGCAAAGCCGAGGAAACAGCACCAGCAGGCCUCCAAGAAGAAGCUGCAGGUGAAGCAGAAUCAGAAGCAGGCCAAGGCUGGGUCAGCAAAAGCAGAUGCAAAGGGGAGCAGCCAGGGAUCUGAGGCACCAGCUGCCUCGAAGCAGCCAUCUGAGCCUAAUGCCGCGCAGCAGCACAAGCCUGCAGAGACAUCAGGCUCUGACCAUGCCAAUGUCUAUGGCCUGAUCAACCUUGGCAACACCUGCUACUACAAUUCAGCCCUGCAGGCGCUUGUUUCAGUGCCAGCACUGAGGAACUUCUACACCCAGCCGCAGCCACAGAAAGGGCGGCAGCUUGAGAAGGGCUCGAUCGGAGCUGCCCUGCAGGAGGUGGUCCAGACAGUGUAUGGCCACAAAGAGGCCGAACAUGCACACACCACCAAAGGAGCAAGGGUCUCGCGGCGGGAGGGGACCCCUCUGUUCAGCCCAAGCCGCUUGCGCGCUGCUGUGAUCAGAAUCGCCCCCCAAUUCAAGGAGCGAACUGAGGACGCGUUGGUCCCAACCAGCUUCACAGAGGAGCUGUUCAGGGGAGAGCUGUCAUCGCGGGUGGUGUGCAAGGAGUGCAGCCACGAGACAGUCACCCUGGAGGAGUUCUUUGACCUUUCCCUGCCAAUCCCUGCCAGCCUGCCCGCCAUAUCAGAGGCUGGUGGGAGGGGCAAGCCAAAAGGGAAGGGCCCUCAAAAGAAAGGGAAGGCAAGCAUUGAGAAGCCAGACGAGAGCCCAGCAGCACAAGAGCAGCAGAAGCUCACUGCCAAGCAGCGCAAGAAGGCAGAGAAAGAAGCGCACAAGCAGGCCCAGAUGGCUCGCAAGAAGCAGCGGAAGCGAGCCUCCGACGCCAACGACGAGGAGGAGGCGCUCCCAGACAGCACACCACCGGGCCUGGACCAAGCAUCCCCUUCCACCGCUGCCGCAGCCUCGGAACCCCUUUCUUCAUCCGCGCAGUCUUCCUCCUCUGACUUCACAAUCCCAGAGGCAGCGCAGCAAGGGUCGGCCGAGGGACCAGCAGCAGGCGGCGGCCAAAAGCUGCGCGGCGGCGUUGGCUCGGCCGCGGGAUCGGCCGGGCGUGCCGCGGCCAUGAGCGGCGCCGCGCAGCCGGCAUCCAGCAGGGGGAGUGCGCAGACCCGGAUACCCAGCAGCGCGCCCCCGCUCUCAGAGACCAGCACAGAAGUCCCCACGGACAGCGAUGGGACCGCCCAUGGGCGCGCCGACGGCGAGCUCGCGUCCUCUGCCGUUUCCCCGAGCCGGGACAGCCCGUCCUUCCCCAUGCCAGAGGAGGUGCCCACGACAACCUCCGACACAUACACGUCCAGGAAUGCAGACAGCAUCAGCAUCAUGGCAGCAGAGCAGACUGGGUUCCGCGCGGGCGGCUCGGCCGCGGCCGGGAGAGGCACAGCCGAGGGAGGGAAUGUGCGGGAGCAUGAACAGGCGUCAAGCGGCAGCGUGAAGAUGCUGUCGGAGCAGCUGCGAUCCGCCAGCCUUGCGCCCGACGCCAAAAGCGGCAACUGGCCGACCGAGCGCUCGGCCGCCGCCGCUGGGCCGGACAGCUCCGUGGACGCGUUAUGGAAUGUCCUGGAAGACCUGGACAGGGCUGACAGCACGCGCUCAGGCGAGCGAGAUCUGCCCGCGCUGGAAUCGUCUCACCCAACGGAGGAGCAGAUCGCCGAGACAGACCCAACUGGCGAGCUGGCAGGCGGCACGCCCGCGGGCAAAGGGAGCAAGCCGGAGCCGGCGGCUGCGAAGAACUGCGUCAGGAUCGCAGCGACGACAGUUGUGGAGGUCUUGCUGCAGCCCUCCGCGGUGUUCAGGGCGACCGGGAAAGCGCAGGAUUUCGCGCACGACGUCCCAGAGGCCGGGUCCAAGGACGGCCUGAUCGCGGUGCCGGUGUCGCCCGGCCCCGAGCUGCAGCCGCGCCUGUCAGGGUCCGGCCUGCCAGAGGCGUUCCCUGCAGCAUACACUCCUGCAGCAGCAGAUGAGCGGCCGGCAGACGGGGAGGUCACCAGCAAGGAUGGCAGGGAGCAGGGGAUGAGUGCGGGGGCUGAGCGGCUGACAAAUAGCGUGCCAGCUGGCGAGGAUGCCGCUGACGUGGAGCAGCAGUUGGGCGUGGGGCUGACGAGUGAUGAGGAGGCGGCACUCUAUAGUGACCUGGAAGAUCUGCAGGAGGACACGGGCGUUUUGGGUGAUGUCAGCGACACGGAAGCUGACGUCAGCGACGAGAAACAGGAGCGAACGAGGGCGGCUGAUGUGGACACCUCUGGUCAGGGCACUGACGAGCCUGAAGAAGCCGGUGAGGAGAUGACUGAGCUGUGCAGCCUGUUCGACGAGGGUGAGCCCAGUGGCUCAGCUGGCAAUGAAGGGACAGAGUCUUGGGAGGACACUGCAGACCAGGAGCACGUCAGCCAGGAAGCCACCAUCCAGGGCUGCCUGGCGGCGUUCUUUGCGAGGGAGCUGAUCACGUGGGAGUGCCCCCCUGAGAGCGCUGCGGCCAGCAAGCAGCGCAGUGAGGAGCAGGCCCUGGCGAGUGCCUCCCUGGACGGCACUCCUCAGCCCCUCAAACGGCGCAGCGUUUCAUUCUCGGAGGAGAAGCCUCGGAUAAAAUUCAUUCCCGGCAGUGCGGAGCAGCGCGGCACAAACUUUGUGCGCGCGCUUCAGGGGGACCGGCCCUUCUGCCGGCCCCUGAAGCACAAGGGCGGCUGCUUCCUGCUCAACGCCUACGUGGACAAUGGUCAGGAUGAGAAUGAUGCGACCCAGCUGCCGCUGCGGGACGUGCAUGCCAUCAAUAACCGCAUCGAGUUUGGCUCCGUGCCCAUCUCCCCUGUCGAGGACCCGCAGGACGAGGAGGAGCAGAGUCGCGUGCGCAGCCAGGCGCAGGCGCUGCUGGACUGUGUGGCCGACCUGGUGGUGCACAGCGGCCUGCAGGGGGCAGUCGCGCUGCUAAGCGAGGGGGCACAGCUGCAGCGCGUUCCUUCUGGCAUGGGCAGUGCGGGCGGCGUGGGCAGCCCGCACUCCGGCAGCGACGGCCUCUCGCGCAUGGGCAGCGAGACCUGGCGCAUCGUCGGCAGCAUGCCUCCCGGCUUCGGCGAGGGGGCCUGGGAGUAUCCCCCGCCGCGCGACGACGCGCAGGGGCUGUCGCCCAGCUUCCGCUCACCCUCGACCGACGUCUACGUCCCCGCCUAUCCCUCAGACAAGAGCGCCAGGCCGGGUGCACUGGGAGCGAAUCCAGGCUCCUCCCAGCUGCCAGCCUCCUUCUGGGCGCGGUUUGCUGCCAGCCAGGAACCCAUCAUGGAGGCGGCCCGGGAGGGGUCAAUCGACACCGACUCGCAACUCAGCGGAGAGAUGAACCUGCCCCUCACCCCCCACAACUCCCUCAACGACGACGCAGCGCGCGUGCAGAAAGGCGGCGGCAGCGCCGAUGCGGCGGUCGGGAAUGACAGCUCGCGCCGGCCGCCGCGCGCGGAGGACGGCGGCGCUGCGGCCGGCCGGCGGCGGGCGAAGAAGCCGCCGCCGCCGGCGCUAGAGACGCGCAACUCAUUCACGAUCACGGCGGAGGUGCCAGUGUCGCCGUUCAGCAACGACCCCGAGGGGCGGCUGCUGUCAAACGGGUGGGAGCCAUCAUGGCCGGUGCAGCUGCCGGCAGGGGAGCGCGACAGCUCCGAGGCCUACUGCCGCAUCUUCUGCAGCGACAAGGGCCGCAAGAGCGCGCGCCCGCUCAGCCUUCGCAGCGACUCCGGCGCCUCCACCGCCGCCGACAGCCCCUUCGGCCGCGCAGUCAGCGGCCGCGGCUACAUAGCCGAUUCGGACGAGGACCCAGACUGCGACAGCAUGUGCCGCGCUAAUUGCCAGGACUCCUCCAGCACCGGUUUUGGCGGCUCCAGCCCCUUUGCCAGCUCCAAGCCAAGCUUCCUGGAGAGGCGGCACAGCGAGCGGAGCCCCUUUGAUGACGAUGCAGAGACUUCCAAUAGUCUCGGCAGGCGGCACAGCAACCGGGCGCCCUUCACCGACCCUGCCGAGGACCCCGGCGACCUCGGGGGAAUGGGUCUCUUCACCAGGAGGGACAGCCAGAUGGGCUUCCCGGGCCUGGACGAGGAGUUGUCCAAUGGGGACACCCCAGAGGUGCCGUCUGCUUCGCCUAGCCUCUCCAGCCCGUUCACCGGCCGCAGCGCAGCCCCCUCCCCCUUUGCCGACCCCGACGUGCAGCUCAAGGGCAGCGGCAGCCUCUCACAAGAAGCCUCGCCAGCGCCCAGCCGCAGCAGCAGCACCAGCCCCUUUGCAGCGCAGCAGCACAGCAGCGCGAACGGGGACGCCCCGGGACAGAACGGCCCGGCAGCUGCGGCGCGCUGGGCCGUCCCGAACGGCAUGCACGGGAACGGUGCGGCCAACGGCGGCGAUCCCGAGCGGUCGGCAUUGGGCAGGAGCAGCGCUGACUCAGCCAUCACGCCGCCCACGGGGGUGAACAAGGCGACGGGGAACGCCGUCUUCUGGGCCGGCUCCAAGACCCACGGUAUCUCCUUCGUGGACGAACCGCAGGACGCUGCCCCAAAGCACGGCUUGGCUCGCUUCCCCAACGGCGACAUGCGGCUCCCCGGCGGCGCAGAAGCAAAGGAGUCUCCCGCUGAUGGGGACGAGCCAAGCCAAGCAGAGCUUGGCGCAAACGAUCUGCUGGCGGAUGACGCAGAAGCAUCCAGUGGCGUCGUGGCAGCACCUGCAGCCAGCGCAGCCACUGGCGCCGAACAGGGGACCAGCUCUGUGGAUUCCGCGCAGGAGCCAGCCGCCGAGGCUGCCCUUGCAGGUCUCGCUACGUCGGCAGGGGCAGACGAUGCAUCCAGCCAUGGGCAGGCAGAGGGUGUGGAAGCUGAUGUAGAAGCAAAGGGCGCAGCGGAAAGCGACGCAGUGGACAGCGAGGAGGUGGGUAUUGGCGCAGAGAGGAAGGCGCAGUCGCUGCCGUCUCCGCAGCAGGUGCCGGGGGCGGGCGGCCGCGCCGCGGCCGUGUCUGGCCGGGCACUGCGCAGGACCGUCAGCAAGAGCAUCCUGCGCAAGUCCACGAAGAUCUCUGUGCAGCGGGAAGCCGUCAAGGGCUACCUCAUACACAGGGCGCCGGAGGUGCUGACGCUGCACCUGAAGCGCUUCCAGCAGGACAUGCGCGGCCGCCUGGCCAAGAUCAAAGGCCGAGUCCCCUUCCCCGCCGACCUCGAUAUCACGCCCUUCUGCGACCCCAAGGGCAAGGAUGCGGCGGGUGCGCAGUACACGCUUGUGGGAGUGGUGGAGCAGCAGGGCGGCAUGAGCAGCGGCCACUACUGGGCCUACGUGGCACGCAUGCCCACCGACAGCGCACCACCGCCACCGCAGCCGCACCCGCGCCAAGACAGCUUUGACGGGGAUGACGCGGUGCCGCUUGCGCCGGCACAUAAGGCCGGCUGCAGCGCCAAACCUGGCUCCGGCGCCAAGUCAGCCUUCGGCGCCAAAACUGGCUUGAGCGGAGGCAACGCGCCCAAACCGGCCGUCCCGCUCACGGCAGCUGCCGCGGGAACGCCGACCGCGCGGUCCGCCACCGGAAAAGGCGGCUCCAGCGGAGAUGCACCGCGCGCGGAAGCAGAGUGCAAUCCGCGGCUGGCUGGCAGCCGGCCCAAGCUGGACUCUGCACGGCUGCAGUGGUUCCACGCGAGCGACGAGAAAGUGAAGCCUGUGUCGUGGGACGCUGUGGCGGCCUGUGAGGCGUACCUCCUCCUGUAUGUGCGCGUGCGCUAA
This is a messenger RNA of Coccomyxa subellipsoidea C-169, 5781 nucleotides long. Its product is annotated as peptidase C19, ubiquitin carboxyl-terminal hydrolase 2. Gene Ontology annotation, biological process: protein deubiquitination. The transcript is spliced from 16 exons. Gene Ontology annotation, cellular component: nucleus; cytosol. NCBI's taxonomy places the organism in Eukaryota, Viridiplantae, Chlorophyta, Trebouxiophyceae, Coccomyxaceae. The record is from RefSeq and is a predicted model, not a curated record. The coding region runs from base 1 to 5781 and encodes 1926 amino acids. Gene Ontology annotation, molecular function: cysteine-type deubiquitinase activity; cysteine-type endopeptidase activity.